This is a messenger RNA of Spinacia oleracea (spinach), 3035 nucleotides long. RefSeq lists its product as uncharacterized. The record is from RefSeq and is a predicted model, not a curated record. NCBI's taxonomy places the organism in Eukaryota, Viridiplantae, Streptophyta, Magnoliopsida, Caryophyllales, Amaranthaceae. Bases 827 to 1693 code for a protein of 288 amino acids. The transcript has 13 exons.
GUUAUUGAGUGAUAUACCCUCCCAUUAACCAGGCCUAAAACAUACUUUAUCCCUCCUCUACCUUCCUGUUUUCUUUUUCUCUUUCUCUCUCCUCCAUUUUCACGCAGGAAUGCAGCGUCAUAUAAGUCUUCACGGCCUUUCCCGUACAGAAGACUCUGGAUUGAAUCAGCAAUGGCGAUCAAGAGUCGAGAUUAUAAUAAAUCAAAACACAUACAGAUCCGUCUACCAUUUUCAUGAUGGAAGGUCAAAAGCAGUCAACAAUGGCGAAGCGGCGACGAAGACGAGAAAUCGAUCAACUUGGUGAUUGUGUCGAAUUAGGUCGAAAUCACUCACGAAGCAGUACGAACCGGGCCUCCACCGUAGUAGGCGACGAUGACCCGGCACAGAAAGAGCGUGGGGAAAAGAGGAAGCGCGGGACCAGAGCCACCACGCAACUGAAGGCUCCUACAGCACCAGGGGAAAAGAGGGGUGCGGGGAGACCCAGAAUAGCCUGCGAAAAACCCGAGGGAUCCACCUUAUACCUGUAGGUUCAGGCCCUGGCAAGUGAUGGACGUGAAACAACAUCUGAGUGAUGAAAGGAAGAUGUGGAUUGCGAAAUCCCACUUACAUGCUAUGCUGGAACUGAAAAUCGGUAAACUGGACAAAAAGUUCAUGUGUUCGUUGCAUAAAAGGUGGGAUGCGGAUGCAGGAACCGUUACCAUAAGAAAGCACUAUGUGGUUGAUAUUACAGAAGACGUGAUAGGCUUUAUCACUGGGUUACCCUUUGGAAACAAAACCGAUAACCUUCCUCGAGAUCUUACAAUGACAGAACCUGAAGCAAAAGGCUAUGGUUAAAUUUUACAAGAAUGAAAAGGAUAGCAUAUCGUUCGACUACGUAUUCAACCUAUGCAUUCCAGAGAUUACCUACCUUGACAGAAUCAGGUAUCAUAAUGAUAGGGAACUAAGGUGGAAUACGGACGAGGCUAGAAUUUCCACUUGGCAACAAGAUGACAUGGUAUGCGCCAUUGAAGGGAAUACAAAAAAACAGGGAAUACGGUUAUGCGGAGGUGGUUCACAAUGUAACGGUACGUAUGGACUGAAAUACCCAGUUGGCACACCGUAUGUGUUACCCAGUUGGGACGAACUGGGUACUGAUCAAACCGCGGAGCCUGAUCCCGUCUUCAACCCCCGAGAUCGUCCUAGUAGUCCUCCCCGCCACACGUUCAUACCCAUUUUCCCUGGCGGCAAGCGCACGAGGAAGAGCAAAUUAAACAGCGACAAGUCCGGUGACUUGGAGGAUGAGCGUGAACAUGGUACAAUGUCAUUCCCACCGAGAACAUGGAGUCAAGGAGCUGCUGAAAUCACAGUCAACGAAGAGGAGGUACAUCGUGAAAGGAAUGCUGAUAAGGUGGUUGGAAGAACCAAGAAGAGAAAAUGUCCAGAUCCCACAUAUGCGGUUCCCUCAGAACUUAGCCCCGGCGUCGGAAGAUUGGUUAGGGAGAUUAUAGAUAAUAAAUGGAACGAGAAGCAUAUCCUUUUCAGUGUAAGAGAAAUAGGUAUUUCCUUGACUAGGUCUACCCUCAGAUUCUGCUUCGACUCGAAGGGAAAGGUUAUCAAUGAGGUUAUGGGUGCCAUUGCUGCUUGCUACAACUAUGAUAAUCGUGCAUCUAAUCAGUUCUAUAUGUUCCCGCCCUUCUUCUGUGUUCUUACCUAGACGCCCAAUUCAGAAACUAUGACAAGAAAUAUACGGAACAGUUUGGAUAGACUCGUUGAUGCGAUCAAGGUUGAGAUUGAGCUUCACAAACUUGUUUUGACAAAUGUGGUCAAGUUUGUGCUGCCCUUCUAAAUUAAGAACCGGUGGUUUGUACAAAUAAUAGAUACUGCAAGCCUCAAGCGGAUUAGGUAUGACUCUAGAAGAUCUCCUCCCCAGCCGUUGUAUGACAAACUAGGCAACCUGGUGGUUCCUUCGUGCCUUAUGGUUCUUAAUGCGGUUCUAGGGUCAACACCUCCAUGGCAAGCACAAGCAGAUGUUAUAGAACCUGUGUUCUAUAGAACGAGUUUCAAGGAACAUACUAAUGAUGACAAUCCAAUGCUAAGCCUCAUCUUUGUCCUUCAGUCAACCAAUUCAGUCAAGUAUUGGGACUCUUGGCUAGAGUUAUUGUAGUAUAGACCUAUGCAGUCAGCUGCCAGGAUCAAGAGUGCGUAUAUCACUUGCCAAGCUUCUCGUCUAAGUGAUUUAAUGAGAAAGUUGUCUCUUCCCAGUGAAGAACAAAUACUUCAACGGCAAAGGUUGACACCAAGACUGAUGGAUUCAGUAAGUUUUUUUAUUGAUUAGCUUUCUCGUUUGCUGCAAGUGUGACACCAGGUUUGGAUUAUACAUGAUCAUAUAAUGGCAGGUCAAAAGAAUGUUGGUUUUGCUUGUCAAGCCCCAGUGUGGAGUCUCAUCUAAUUAUAACUGUGGGAGAGAACUUAUACUGUGCAUUGGCAAAAGGCCCACUGGUUGACGAUCAUGUGCUGUUAUUACCAGUAGAGCAUUCUCCAAGUACUUUAUCCCAACCCCAGAUAGUCAAAGUGAACUUUUAGAUAUCAGAGUAGUCUACGGAUGUACAACAAAACCCAAAGGAAACAUUUCAUUUUCUUUGAAUUGAAUGGAAAAAAAAGGUCAAAUAUUGUUCUGUCUGAAGUCGUAGUCCUUGAAGCCAAGCAACUGUUCCUUCUCUAUGAAAUGAAGGGCUCUAUAACCUGGCUGAGGAGUUUGGACAGCAGGUGUUCCUUCUCUAUGAAGAUCUCUUGCUUUAGUUUGACCUUUUGAUCCUAUAACUUCUCUGUCAAUAUCUGCUUCAUUCUUGGUGUCGUCAUGAUUGCACUUAAGUAUCUGUUUAGGCUCGUGGUAGGAUGUAAACAUUUCUUUUACUGUUUGUGGUUUGGGCUUUUGUUUUGGGCUAGAACGUUUGCUACAAGUUUGGUAGAUGCCUCUAUUUUAGGCUCUUCUGAAGCUAGUUGAUAUUUUUUUUUGGUUUUUGCUUUACUUUUGUUGAUUCUAUUUAAAAACACUA